CAGAUUAACUGCACUUGUCAGAGAAAGUCUCCAGACUCAACUCCCAGACUCCACUGCCCCCCUCUCCAACGCCCUCAUUAAUGGCCUUCCAACCCUUGGAACCCUAGUUAUUUUGCUCCCUGCUUCUUCUCCCGCCGUCGCCCUCCCUCCUCGGUAUGAACGGCAGCUCAAUUCUCCCGCAAUCGCUGCUUUUUGCACGUAAUCGUGUUGGUUAAGGUUUUUGGCAGAGGAAAAAAGCUUAAUGGAAAACAAUCUGGCGUUGAUCGACGUCUUGUUUGGUUUUUUCUUCAUCGUGUCGACUGUUGCUUCGGAUUCGGGAUUUAAUGAGUCGCUUAAUACCUCCCCAGUUGCGCCGCCCUUGAACCGAACUCAUGGCAAAGCAUCCUGCCCUUUUGGUUGGAGCAGCAGUCCUGAUAACAGAAGGUGCUUUAAAUACUCCGCAAAUAAUGAAUCGUGGGAUGGCUCCGAGAAGCAAUGUACUUCUUACAAUGGACAUCUUGCAGCCAUAACAUCACUGCAAGAACUAAAGGUGCUCCAAAAGCUUUGUAGCGAAAAUUUGAAAGGAUGUUGGAUGGGUGGGAAGGUGAUGAACGGAGGUUGGAGAUGGUCUGACAACACAACCUAUUGGAAUGCAUCUGCCUUUCCAAUCCAGCCAAGCUGUACCAACCAGUCUUGCUCUAGCGAUAAUUUAUCUGAUGUUUGCACGUUGUUGAUUAAUGGAACUACAUCACUCGUGGCUCGGAAAUGCAAUACGUCACAUCCUUUCUUAUGCAUGCUUGAUUUAGAUCACAUGUGUCGGGGUAUGCACUGCCACGAAGAAUAUCUCAUCAUACUUGCUGUCGUAAGUGGUAUAAUCUUUUGCACUACACUAGCCAUUGUACUGUGGCUUCUCGUAUAUAAACGUAACAAGAGGCGUAAAAGGUCUCGAAAACAGUCCAAUCCUGCGGAAUUGGCAUUAGUUUCCCCAUCGUGGAAAGUUUUCACACGUGAGGAGCUGAAGUCCAUCACGAAGAAUUUCAGUGAAGGAAACCGUCUUCUUGGAGACGCCAAGACCGGGGGAACAUAUAGCGGAAUUCUAGCAGAUGGGUCGAGAGUGGCGGUGAAACGGUUGAAGAGAUCCAGCUUUCAAAGGAAAAAGGAGUUUUAUUCUGAGGUAGGAAGGGUCGCUCGAUUGCAUCAUCCAAACUUGGUGGCGAUUAAAGGGUGUUGUUAUGAUCAUGGUGACCGUUACAUCGUGUAUGAGUUUGUUGUCAAUGGACCUUUAGAUCGAUGGCUUCAUCAUAUCCCAAGGGGGGGCCGGACACUCGAUUGGCCCAUGAGAAUGAAAAUUGCUACUACUCUUGCUCAAGGAAUCGCGUUCCUCCAUGACAAGGUGAAGCCACAAGUGGUGCACUGCGACAUCCGUGCAACGAAUGUUCUGCUUGACGAGGAUUUCUCCGCCCACCUCAUGGGUGUCGGCCUAUCGAAGUUCGUCCCGUGGGAGGUGAUGCACGAGCGGCGGGUGAUGGCUGGCGGGACCCACGGGUACCUUGCCCCCGAAUUCGUAUACAGGAAUGAGCUGACCACAAAGAGCGACGUCUACAGCUUCGGCGUCCUCCUCCUGGAGAUCGUCAGCGGGCGGCGGCCAGCACAGGCAGUCGAUUCCGUCGGGUGGCAGAGCAUAUUUGAGUGGGCAACGCCGCUGGUGCAGGCCCACAGGUACCUGGAGCUCCUUGACCCUAUGAUGUCGGCGGCGACGGUGACGGUGGAGGCGGGGACGGUGCAGAAGGUGGUGGACCUGGUGUACGCAUGCACGCAGCACGUGCCGUCCAUGAGGCCGCGGAUGUCUCAUGUUGUUCACCAGCUGCAGCAGUUGCCUCAGCUGCCUGCUUCUUCUUUCAAGGACUUUCUCAUCAUGUAGGAGCACCUCCCCUUAAUUAGUAAUAAUAUCCUGAAUUGAGAAUAAUCAAUAUUUUGUAUGUAUGUAUGUAUGUAUGUGUAAUGGGGCCAGUGUGGAUCAAUUUUAUGUUAGAAUUGUGCUGUUAAAUGUUAUGGAAAUAUGUUAAAACAACAAAAAACGAUUGUUCUCACAAUCACCAACAUAUGUUCACAUGUAAACUAUUGCUUCAUAUUA
Molecule: messenger RNA, 2113 nt
Organism: Andrographis paniculata
Lineage: Eukaryota; Viridiplantae; Streptophyta; Magnoliopsida; Lamiales; Acanthaceae
Product: C-type lectin receptor-like tyrosine-protein kinase At1g52310
Exons: 6
Coding region: 242-1900 (552 amino acids)
Biological process (GO): protein phosphorylation
Molecular function (GO): ATP binding; protein kinase activity
Source: RefSeq, a predicted model, not a curated record